This is a messenger RNA of Strigops habroptila (Kakapo), 3858 nucleotides long. It is a transcript of the gene SGCB, whose product is annotated as sarcoglycan beta. The transcript has 6 exons. Bases 253 to 1200 code for a protein of 315 amino acids. Gene Ontology annotation, biological process: muscle organ development. Lineage: Eukaryota; Metazoa; Chordata; Aves; Psittaciformes; Psittacidae. Gene Ontology annotation, cellular component: sarcolemma; sarcoglycan complex. The record is from RefSeq and is a predicted model, not a curated record.
CGCCUCCGCGCCGCGUUUAUUGUUGCGAUUGUAACGUCCGCGGGUGUCAUGGCGACGCGGGUAACGCGCGGCCCGACCUGGCCCGGCCCGGCAGGGCAGCACCGCAUCGGCCGCCAGGCGGCGCCGCCGGGAAACGCGCUGCCGGGCCGGCGGUGAGGCGCAGAGCCCGCCCCGACCGCCGCCCUCCCGCGCCGUAAGGGGGCGUUCGCGGGCCCCUCCGCAGCGGCGCCGGCGGCAGCGGCGGAGGCGAAGAUGGCGGCGGCUGCCUCCGAGCAGCAAAGUUCUAAUGGCCCAGUGAAGAAGUCUAUGCGAGAGAAGGCUGUGGAACGCAGGAAUGUUAAUAAGGAGCACAACAGUAACUUUAAAGCAGGAUACAUCCCAAUUGAUGAAGACCGUCUCCAUAAGACAGGGUUACGUGGCAGGAAAGGCAACUUGGCCAUUUGUGUGAUUGUUCUUCUCUUUAUUUUGGCUGUCAUCAACCUGAUUAUCACACUGGUUAUCUGGGCAGUGAUUCGCAUCGGUCCCAAUGGUUGUGACAGUAUGGAGUUCCAUGAGAGUGGCUUGCUGCGGUUUAAGCAAGUUUCUGACAUGGGUGUUAUACAUCCCUUGUAUAAAAGCACUGUAGGAGGCAGACGUAAUGAAGACUUGGUGAUCACUGGUAAUAAUCAGCCUAUUGUAUUUCAGCAAGGAACAACCAAGCUUAGUGUGGAAAAAGACAAAACUUCUAUUACCAGUGAUAUUGGCAUGGAAUUUGUUGACCCACGGACACAAAAUACAUUGUUCAGCACAGACUAUGAAACUCAUGAGUUUCAUCUGCCAAAUGGAGUUAAAAUCCUGAAUGUACAGAAGGCUUCUACAGAGAGGAUUACCAGCAACGCGACCAGUGAUCUAAACAUAAAGGUCGAUGGCCGUGCUAUCGUCCGUGGAAACGAAGGUGUUUUCAUCACAGGCAAGACCAUCGAGUUUCGAAUGGGGGGUAACAUGGAACUUAAAGCAGAAAACAGCAUUAUCCUGAAUGGCACUGUGAUGGUCAGCCCAUCGCGACUGCCAAGUUCUUCUUAUGGGGAACAGUUUAAUAACGGCAACUGGCUGCGUUUCAAGCUCUGCAUGUGUGCAGAUGGGACACUGUUCAAGGUGCAGGUGACAGGUUAUAACAUGGGUUGUCAGACUUCUGUCAAUCCAUGCGGAGCCACGCACUGAAACACAAACCAAUACCAGGAGAGUUCUCUUCUGUGUUUACAUGUAUUUGUAUGAAGUAAUUGCAUGCCUUCAAGGAUUUCUGGUUUUACAGCAGUUUAUACUAACAUUUGUUACAUAAUAUUUUUAAACAAAGGCUGUGAUGUUCACCAGUAUUAUGUCACCAUCCUGUUAGCCAUAAUAGUGGCACUGAUGUAGUAAGCUGUCUGUCUACAUGUGUACCAAAGUACCCUCCCGAACUGGGAUCAGUAGAAUAUAUUUCAAGAAUGUGAUCUUAGCAACAAUCUUGUCUGCCUUCAGUUGCCUUUAGAGGAGGUUUUCGUCCUACAUCCCAAGACCUCGAGGGCUGCUGUGAACACAUCUGUGAUCUGAAGAACUUCAACAGGAAUGUCAAUUUGUUGUUGAAAGUGGAUUUACUGGCAGAUUUUUGUCUCCUCUUCAUUUCUUGCCAAAGGUUGAUAUAAUGAUUUCCCCCAAAAUGAUGUGGUUUACCAUAUGCGUACUAAGAGAGGGGUAGUGGCAGAUUCACUUUAUAGUAUUGCAUUAUUUCUGCCAUAUAUUCUCAUGUAGUUUAAAAAUGAAAUUAUGCUAGCAUAAAUAAUAUUUGCAAAGUAAUAUCAGGUGUGGAAACGUAACUUCAAUUUCGAAACAGUCCUGUGAUUACUGAAGUGGUACUUGAGCUCCCAUUCUGUCUGUGCCGUUUAGGCAUUCUGCAGUUGCUUAAUUUAUGUUAAGUAUUUAUAAAACAUGUUUGUAUUAGAAGUACAUUUUUGAAGAUGUACUUGUUACUUGCUCACUACCCAAAAAAGUGUUUUCCUGGGUGCUUUAGUGUGAACUGCAUAUAAUCUAUUUUUCAAUGGGUAAUAACCUAAAGCAUGACUGUUGCAGCAGUGUCUGAGAUCAGAUCUCUUUUUCUCUGCCAACGUCAGUACUGAUGCGUUACCAGAAACCUCAGAAUUAAAUUCUGAGGUUAAACUGCAUGGCUAUAAUUCUAAAUGUGAUGGUAAAUUUAGGUAAUUCUAAAUGGAUCUUGUCUGCAGAGUAAAUACAUGUGUAUCUGAAUUUGGCAACAGUGUCUAUGGAGGACUGGGGCCUUACAGAAACUAUCACAGCCUUUUAACUGCUUUUGCAGAGGUAAGGUGUUCUGUACUAAAAAUAGACCAGCUCAUUGUAAGAUUCCUCCUUUCCCCACCCCAUGUAUAUCUUCAGUUUAAAUAGUUUUGUUUUGCAGUAGCAUCAAGUAAUCUUAAUAAUGGAGGCCUCAAAGGUCUUUGUGAGUAGCUUUUUGACAGUUUUUUCUAGAUAAGCACACGCUUCUCUUCCUAAAAGUUGUGCAAAUGUUACACAUUAACUUCAGAGUUGGUCAUUUGUUAUGGACUGUCUACCUCUGGUUUGCUGCUUUCAAAGUACAUAGAAUUCCACAAAAUUCAAACCAGCUCCUGUUGCAACAAGAACUUUGUAUCCAAGGUCCCAUUUCGUGUAUUUACUAGAAGUCAAUAUGUCCUCAUGCAGGAGGUGUAGGGCUGGAAGGGAUUUCUCGAGGGGAUCCUUAGGUCAGGCAUUACACCACACAGGAGGUCAGAGUAGUCAUGUUUCCUUCAUUGCCCAAAGGCAAAACCAGAGUUUGAUGCUCGAUAGUUGUUGAGGUUUUGGGAGGUGGACAGCCAUGGAGCUGUUCUAACAAAACCAGAACACAGUAAACCGUAGCAAAAGCCAUUGAAUUGCUCACAUUAGAGAUUAUGGGAAAGUACUAACAUUUUGCAAACUGCCUUCAUGAACUUCUUAAUUUUACUAGAGUUAAUCUUUAUUAACCACUUCAACACACGUUUUGCUAAAAACAUGCACACACCUUUGCUGCUAAGCAGUGCCUCAGUGUCUGUUACACGCGAGAGGAGGAAGUAAACGGUAACAUUUUUAGAACUUUCAUGCUAAUGGAAGUUGGUCACUUUGUAUGUAUAAAAUAUAGACACACAUGCACACACAUAAAAAUAUAAGCAGCAGUAUCCUCAAAGCUGAAAUAGAUCUUGAAAACAACAGAUAGAUACUGCCUGCAAGAGUAGCUUACAAAGAGCAUAUUAAAUCUUUUUUCUGGUUAAUGCUGACAUGCCUAUAUGCUAGUGUUGGAUUCUUUAUCAAGAGUUCUUUUUAAAAUACUGUAUGCAACAUAGCAGGAAGAUUUGUCACAAAGGUACUCUUAAAUCAGGGGCUGGAGGCUUGGUGUGGAUCUUUUUGCCAAAAUAUAGCAAAACCGAUCAUAGAAAAAGCAAAUGAAGUUAUCAUUUUGUAAGCCACUAUUUCUGCAUUGUUGGUAUAUUUUGUUGCCUUCACUACACAGUUUGAGAAACGUUGGCACCACACAUGCCUUAUGUUGUGCAUUUAUUUGCUGGUUUUCUUCUAAUUGCCUGAGGUUCAUUUUUCUAUAUGUAUUUAAAACAUUGUGUGGCACGUUCAUUAUUUCAUUCCCACAGAUGCACUUAAGAUUCUGUGUGUUCCAAGUACAUUCUACAUGCCUCUGUGUAAAAUAACAUACUGGGCACGUUGAAACAACUUAGAUGUGAAGAGUUCUCAGGACAGGUAAAGGUGGUGGUUGUUUCAGUAGGUGAAACCCAAUUGAAUUUCAAAUGUUUGUUUUGAAAUGAAACAAUAAAUUCUUACAAUGCA